This is a messenger RNA of Anopheles cruzii, 1676 nucleotides long. RefSeq names its product lipase 1-like. Gene Ontology annotation, biological process: lipid metabolic process. The coding region runs from base 1 to 1230 and encodes 409 amino acids. Lineage: Eukaryota; Metazoa; Arthropoda; Insecta; Diptera; Culicidae. Gene Ontology annotation, molecular function: hydrolase activity, acting on ester bonds. The record is from RefSeq and is a predicted model, not a curated record. The transcript has a single exon.
AUGGAGUCCCUUAACCACAAACAGCGUUCAACGUACUGCGUCCUAUUGCUGUCGCUCUCUGUGCUGCUGCACGCGAGCGCUACACCGUCGGAUAAGAUAAGAUUUCAAGUGGACAGUGAAGAUGCUCGGCUAACCGUUCCCGAGUUGAUAAGCAAAUACGGGUACGCCGCCGAAGAGCACCCGGUCAAGACCACGGACGGAUACCGGCUGAUGUUGCACCGCAUAAAAAGUGACCGCCCCAAUGCCACCGUCGUGCUGCUGAUGCACGGUCUUCUGUGCAGUUCUGCGGACUGGCUAAUGAUCGGUCCAGGAAAUGCACUCGCUUACCUUCUGGCGGAUCGCGGUUACGAUGUUUGGCUAGGAAACGCUCGCGGAAACCGCUACUCACGCAACCACGACAGUCUCAGUCCGGUGUGGCCAUCGUUUUGGGAGUUUUCGUGGCACGAGAUCGGAUACCAUGAUCUACCGGCCACGAUCGAUUACAUUCUCGGCCGAACGCAGCAACCGCGGUUACACUACGUUGGCCAUUCUCAGGGAACGACGGCGUUCUUCGUGAUGGCCUCCAGUAGACCGGAAUAUAACGAAAAGGUGAUACAGAUGCAGGCGAUGGCACCGGUCGCCUUCAUGGAGCACAUGAACAGUCCGUUGCUGCUGCUGAUGACCAAGUUUCUCAACACGCUGGAUAUUCUAACGAGUCUGUUCGGAAUCGGCGAGUUUCUGCCCAACACGCCCGUCCUGCACGAGAUUGCCAAACGGAUCUGCCCAACCACGGUGCCGAACAACCUGUGCAUUCAUCUGCUCUUCCUACUUAACGGCUGCGAUCCUACGCAGCUGGAUCCGGUCAUGGUUCCGAUUCUGCUCGGCCAUACGCCGGCCGGGGCAGCGACGAAGCAGUUGGUUCACUACGCCCAAGAGGUUCGCUCGAAGCACUUUCGGAUGUAUGAUUUUGGAAAAGUCAAAAAUUACCUCACCUACGGCAAACUAUCGCCCCCGGAGUACAACCUGACCAGAGUGACCGUGCCCGUUGUGUUGUACUAUGGGUUGAACGAUUAUCUGGCGGCUCCGAAGGAUGUCCACACACUUGCCGCACGGUUGCCUAAUGUACGGCAAGCUGUUCAGGUGAACCACAAGCUGUUCAACCAUUUGGACUUUCUUAUCGCAAACGAUGUUCGUAAAUUGCUGUAUGACGAAGUGAUCGAACGAAUUGUCGAAGCUGACAAGGGGAAUUGAUUAGCGCGUGGCGUACGGGGUUAAGCCAAGAAUGUGCCUCGAACAAGCAGCACUUGUGUCCUAGGGAUAAGCUUCAGCUAAUCGAGUGCACUUGAAGCGAACGAACAGGUGCGGUUAUUUAUAAUUCAUAUUGAACGGAAACCGAACAAGUGCAAUUCUUUCUAGAUUUAGACUACUCUAUGCUAUGUAUUAGCUAUGUAUUGUACUAAGUAUGGCUAACGUCUACAUGGCAAAGCAAAUAUUUUUAAAGAUAAGCCGCAAUCGCGCAAUAUUGAAACCGCUGCGAAGGCCGGCACAGGCCCGUAGCCGAUAUUGUCAUGAAACGAAACGUCCUUCGUUAUCACAAGCACAUUAAAACAUUCGCGAUCAGCGAAACUGCCAACUCCACAGAGUGUUGUCAUUCCGGCCUUCAAGAGGCUGACCGGAAAAGUUCUUAGAAGAGAUAA